Manis javanica (Malayan pangolin) is the source of this 3149-nucleotide messenger RNA. It is a transcript of the gene ATL1, whose product is annotated as atlastin GTPase 1. The record is from RefSeq and is a predicted model, not a curated record. Gene Ontology annotation, molecular function: GTPase activity; GTP binding. Lineage: Eukaryota; Metazoa; Chordata; Mammalia; Pholidota; Manidae.
UGGGUGUGUUUUACAUUGAAAAUGUUGCGGUACAUCGUCUGUCACUGUCUUCACGCUCUGGGGGUGGGCUGAGGCAGGGAGGGUGUGACGCUGGUAUUUGUGUGAACUCGGGCUUGUGAUGCUGAGCUUGGUUCAUCCUCUUUCUCCUCCCUUCUCCUCCCCGCUCCUUCUCACCAGCGCCGCAGCGACAUCCCCGAGUCUCAGCGAACUGCGUCCAGCGCGGGCACAGAGCCUCCCACCGCCAGCAACCUGCAGCCGGGGAGAGGAGCCCGCGCAGUGACAGCGCCUCACCGCCACCAGUCCCCCAACCACCAUGGCCAAGAACCGCAGGGACAGGAACAGUUGGGGUGGGUUUUCAGAAAAGGCAUAUGAAUGGAGCUCAGAAGAGGAGGAACCAGUCAAAAAGGCAGGACCAGUCCAAGUCCUCAUUGUCAAAGAUGACCAUUCCUUUGAAUUAGAUGAAACUGCAUUAAAUCGAAUUCUUCUCUCAGAAGCUGUCAGGGACAAGGAAGUCGUUGCUGUAUCUGUUGCUGGAGCAUUUAGAAAAGGAAAAUCAUUCUUGAUGGACUUCAUGUUGAGAUACAUGUACAACCAGGAAUCAGUUGAUUGGGUUGGAGAUUACAAUGAACCAUUGACUGGUUUUUCAUGGAGAGGUGGGUCUGAACGAGAGACCACAGGAAUCCAAAUAUGGAGUGAAGUCUUCCUUAUCAAUAAACCUGAUGGUAAAAAGGUCGCGGUGUUAUUGAUGGAUACUCAGGGAACCUUUGAUAGUCAGUCAACUUUGAGAGAUUCGGCCACAGUAUUUGCCCUUAGCACAAUGAUCAGCUCAAUACAGGUGUAUAACUUGUCCCAAAAUGUCCAGGAGGAUGAUCUUCAGCACCUCCAGCUUUUCACUGAAUAUGGCAGAUUGGCAAUGGAGGAAAUAUUCCUGAAGCCAUUCCAGAGUCUGAUAUUUCUUGUUCGAGACUGGAGUUUCCCAUAUGAAUUUCCAUAUGGAGCUGAUGGUGGCUCCAAAUUCUUGGAAAAACGCCUCAAGGUCUCAGGGAACCAGCAUGAAGAACUACAGAAUGUUCGAAAACACAUCCAUUCCUGUUUCACCAAAAUUUCCUGUUUUCUGCUACCUCAUCCUGGCUUAAAAGUAGCUACCAACCCAAACUUUGAUGGAAAACUGAAAGAAAUAGAUGAUGAAUUCAUCAAAAACUUGAAAAUACUCAUUCCUUGGCUACUUAGUCCUGAAAGCCUAGAUAUUAAAGAGAUCAAUGGGAACAAAAUCACCUGCCGAGGUCUGGUGGAGUACUUCAAGGCUUACAUAAAGAUCUAUCAAGGUGAAGAAUUACCACAUCCCAAAUCCAUGUUACAGGCCACAGCAGAAGCUAACAAUUUAGCAGCCGUGGCAACUGCCAAGGAUACAUACAACAAAAAAAUGGAAGAGAUUUGUGGUGGUGACAAACCAUUUCUGGCCCCUAAUGACCUGCAGACCAAACAUCUGGAGCUUAAGGAAGACUCUGUGAAGCUAUUCCGAGGGGUGAAGAAGAUGGGUGGGGAGGAAUUCAGCCGGCGUUACCUGCAGCAGUUGGAGAGUGAAAUAGAUGAACUUUACAUCCAGUAUAUCAAGCACAAUGAUAGCAAAAAUAUCUUCCACGCAGCUCGUACCCCAGCCACACUGUUUGUUGUCAUCUUUAUCACAUACGUGAUUGCUGGUGUGACUGGGUUUAUUGGUUUGGACAUCAUAGCUAGCCUAUGCAAUAUGAUAAUGGGACUGACCCUUAUCACCCUGUGCACCUGGGCAUACAUCCGGUACUCUGGAGAAUACCGAGAGCUGGGAGCUGUAAUAGACCAGGUGGCUGCAGCCUUGUGGGACCAGGGAAGUACAAAUGAGGCUUUAUACAAGCUUUACAGUGCAGCAGCAACACACAGACACCUGUAUCAUCAAGCUUUUCCUGCACCAAAGUCAGAAACUACUGAACAAUCAGAUAAGAAGAAAAUUUAAUCCAAAUGUAAAAAAAUACAGGUGCAUGAUCAGUUCAAUUAAAUGUUCAGUUUUAUGUCUCCAUGCAAACAUUCACAGUGCUUCCAUCAGAGCAGAGUAAAAUACCAAGCACCUCUGAAGACUGCAAAAUGGUUUAGUUCUUUUACUUCAGUGUUUAAUAAGCAAACCUAUGUAUGCAUGGUUAUAUCAUUUUGUUAAUGUGCAGUUUCCUGAUUUUGUCCUCAAAUACGCUAUUAUAAUUUACAAUAUUUGUCUAUUUAUGAUGACAGUACAUGUGUUCUGCUUGAAUUUACUGAAUUCUACUACUGGGUUAUAAUUAAACCAUGUAGUAAUAUUACUCCAUGUUUGGAUAUACUCAUUUAAUUUCUACAGAAUUUAAAAAUUUGUUCACAGUCAUUUGUUAAAGCAUAGCAUCAGAACUCAACAGGCUUGAUUCAAUCUAUAUCAUCCUACACAUACCACGAACUCCUAUUUUUAAAGAUAUUUAAGAGAGCCUUUUAGUUGCUUAAUCAAUCUAUAUAUUGCUUCUUUUUUAUGACAAUAUAGAAUAUAAACCUUUUAAUCAAAAAUGCACACAAAAAUCACUUUGUAUAUGUAUUCUGAGUUUCACUGCACUGUAGAUUUUUUCAUUUUGCACACAAAGAAAUGUAUUCUUCAUAGGUUUAUUCUUUUAAUGUGGACUAGUAUUAAAGUUUACUCUGGUUCAUAAGAAUAAAAACAUGCUUACUGAAUUGGAAAUGUUUGGAAGGUGUUGAUAUAGAAUGAAGGUUUAUCUCUCUUUUUAAAAUUCAAAAUGCAUUUUCUCUAAUAUUGGCACCAUUACAAAUUAGGUUUCCAUUUUAAAAAACAUAUGAUAAUCCCUUUAGGUAUCUUCCAGUUCUUUUUAAAUAAACCAGUGAUUCUAUAUUGUAUUUCUCAUUACUAAAUCUCUAGUGGAAUUUCAUUGAGCAUGCCUUUUAGAGAAAAAAAACAUGGUUAUUAAAAAAGAAAAUGCCUUGUGUGGCAGAGCUAAAACAGAGUCAUUUCUAACUUUCUUAAAAAUGGCUAACCCUUAAUUAAUGGUAAUGCAAAGUAAGGAGUAACAGAGAAGAAUGAUUACGGCAGAACAGUGUGAGAGAAUUCGUAAGAUAGAUAAGCUUAUAUCUUAGAAAAGUUUGAU